CUUUAUCAUACACUUCGAAGUCUCCUUGUUAAACUGAGUGUUUUAAAUUAUUUGAGAAAUAAUAUAAUUGUAGUGUAUUUACAAUUAAAAACAUUUUGAAAAUAUUUCCACAGAGAUUUCAGUGAAUAUUCUGUGUUUUGAAAUACUAGUGAUUCAAGAACACAUUUCUAGCUGACAUGGACUAUUAAAAAGUGCAAAAAUUUAUAGUCAUGGACAACUUGGAUGACUCCGAGAACAAUGCUAAGAUAUCCGACUCCGCAUAUUCCAACAGCUGCAGCAACAGUCAAUCGAGGAGAAGCCACAGCUCCAAAUCUACACAUUCUGGAAGCAAUUCAAGUGGAAGCAGUGGGUAUGGCGGUAAGCCAUCGACUUCCGGCUACAGCAAUAACUUAAGUCAGCCACCGGAAAAAUGGAUUAAAGAAAAGGAAUCAAAAAAGAAAAAGCCUGUACAGGUAGAAUUGAAACCAUCUGAAGAGAAAAUAGAAGAAUGUCCACAGGAGCUCGCACCUGUAUGUGAGGCGCCUAAAGAAGAAACUAAAGAUGUUAACCGCACCCCGACUCCAUCUUUGGUGCAAACCGAAAAGGGUCCGGAGAACAUGGAAAUAACAACGUUAAAAAGAAACGAUGAAAAAGAUGAGUCUGUUUCGUCUAACGCGCCUAUGGUGACUUCGCUCAAUUUAGUCACGGGACGCUCAAAUUCUCCUUCCUGUCCUGAAAGCUUCUCCUGUGUCAUAUCAAUGCAAGAUGGUGUGGUCAUGUUCACAACGUCCUCCAUAGUUACUGCUCUCGGCUUUCCAAAGGACAUGUGGAUUGGCAGAUCAUUUAUAGAUUUCGUUCAUCCAAGGGAUCGGAACACCUUUGCAUCGCAGAUCACUAGUGGUCUGGCUGUGCCUAAAAAUGUUAAUGGUACGCAAGAAAAAGCUCCUGUUCCAGGAAAUCAUGUUUCGACGAUGGUAUGUCGCAUACGGCGUUACAGAGGUCUCAAUCUGGGUUUCGGCAUUAAAGAGAAAACCGUUUCAUUUAUGCCGUUCCUAUUAAAGUUCUUCUUCAAAAACAUUAACGAUGAAGAUGGCCAGGUUAUAUACUUGGUUAUACAGGCGACACCAUUUUUUUCCGCUUUUAAAACUUCGGCAGAGAUAAUACAUAAUGCAAUACCAUUUGUGAUAAGGCACUCGGCUACGGGAAGUUUAGAGUACAUAGACCAUGAAUCGGUGCCUUACCUUGGCUACUUGCCACAGGAUAUUGUUGAGAAGGACGCCUUGCAGUUGUACCAUCCAGGCGAUCUUGGAUACCUGAGGCAGAUUUACGAGACGAUUGUAAAGGAAGGCGGAGUUCAACGGUCCAAACCUUACAGAAUGAUGGCUCAGAACGGGGAUUAUCUGAAAUUAGAGACGGAAUGGUCUUCAUUCAUAAAUCCUUGGUCAAAGAAACUAGAAUUUGUUAUUGGUAAACACUACAUCGUGGAGGGUCCAUCGAAUCCAGACGUUUUCCAAAUGCCUGACCCUGAAAAAUCUCUUAAAUUUACCGAUGAUGAGAAGGCUAAAGCUGCUGCACUAAGGGAAAAAAUUACUAGAGUUAUGACCGAGGUCCUUACAAAACCAGCUGAAAUAGCUAAACAGCAGAUGAGUAAAAGAUGCCAGGAUCUCGCUUCCUUCAUGGAGAGUCUGAUGGAGGAGACACCCAAGAUAGAAGAAGAACUACGUCUUGAAAUACAGGAUCAAGAUCAUAGUUAUUAUGAACGUGAUUCUGUAAUGCUCGGCGGUAUCUCGCCACACCACGACCACAGCGACAGCAAGUCAGGCACCGACACACCAGUCAGCUACAACCAACUUAAUUACAACGAAACUCUUCAAAGAUAUUUUGACAGUCAUGAACCAUACAGCUUCGAAGAUUAUUAUUUAAUGGAUAGCGAAAAUAAGAUCCAAAUGAAAGAAAAUGAAGAAGGUUCUGUGAGCAAAUGUAUAUCUCCGAUGGCACAAGCUUCGACGGAGUGUGAUCGGACCAGUUCCUCCGAAUGCAGUGGUCUUGGUAUAGGGAACUCUUGUCCUUGUGACUACCAGCCAAUGCGAUUGACAGAGUCAUUGCUUAACAAGCACAACGCAGAAAUGGAAAGAGAACUAAUAAAAAUGUAUCGUGAAAACCGUUCAAGUAAAGGAGAUAGAGAGAAAGCCUCCAACGAAACGAGACAAAAGAAGAAACAACAUUUAGCAAGAUGUAAUGCGGCUUUUCAACCGACAUCGUUGGGACUGCCCGAUUCUCAGAAAUUGCCAAUACAGCCCCAUGGAGUGAAGCGUCCCUCAAAACAGGCGGAAGAAGCCAGCGCCCACAAACACAGAUGCUCGUCGCCACGUCCGAUCCGACAUUCAGCGGUAUCAAACAACCAGCCAGUAGCCAUCAACUCAGUCGUGACUAAUAUGUGGCCUACCACUGCAGCUAACACCAUGAACACGUGUCACCUCCAAGGAUUGGGGAUGCCACCACAGGUUUCAUUCAUGACACCAAUGGCUAUGCCGGGUCAAUAUCCGAUGUGCUAUAUUCCAGUGCCCGUACAACCUAUACAGCCGCAGUCAGAUUCAUAUCAAAAUACAAAUUCAAAUAACAAUUAUCCUUAUCAACCUCAACCGAUGCCAUACAUGAUGUAUGGCCAUGCUAUGUACGGAUCUCCGUUUAUGUAUCCGUCUGUGGAUCCGAGGACGUACGUGCCUCAAACCACGUCCGGUCAUAACAUACCACCUUUCGGACUGUCCAGUAGUAACUACCAAGAAGCUUGUAAACUAACUGUGCCAUUGAAGACAUCUAAAGCGUGUCGCAUCACAAGGGAGAAUCACAAUCAAGCACUAAGAAGAGACGGCGUCAAUUAUUCAGCUGGCACAUCGAAUCGGAAUACCGAAGUGAAUAACGAUAAGGACAUUCGUAAGCCUCGUGCCACAAACAGUAAUCGCACAGUUGAGAAAACUGACGAAGAAUCAAGUUUCUCAUCGUUUUAUUCAUCUUUCUUUAAAACUGAAUCUGGUAGUGCUGAAGAUAGCGAUGCCAAAAAGAGUUGGCACAAAAACCAUAAGGGCGAUGAUCUUAUGUCAUUGCAAAGUUCUACAGAGGCUGUCACGUAUGCACCAAACAAGAGCCAGGCACAACAGAAAAAGGUUGAUCCGUCGUGGGUUGAAGAAGUUUGCGUAACAUCAGAAUUAAUUUACAAAUAUCAGAUUCGGACGAAGAGUUUAGAGGAAGUACUUUCGGAAGAUAAAAAGAAAUUGGAAACUUUGGAACAGCCUCUACUCGUGAGUCAACAGCUGGGUCAAUUGUACUUGGAUCUGCAACUUCAAGGAGUUGCUGCCAGAUUGACUUUAGAAGAAGGAAUCACCAGUUCUAGCAGUUCGGGUGAAGAGAAUUCAUCGAUGUCAUCUAAGAAGAUACGUCGUAGGAAACGGGAAUACAGCAAAUUAGUGAUGAUAUACGAAGAGGACGCUCCACUACCACCUCCAGAUAACGUUGCCGGUACAUCAGAUUCUUAGUAUUACGAUUAUAGGCGAGAGCAUGCCAGGAAUGUGUUCUCGCCUGUAAUAAAUAUACAAAUACCUAGUGCACAACAUUCAUUCACAGUUAACAAAUUAAAACAGUUGUAACAAAACGGGCGAUACAAAUUUCGCAUCGAAUAUAUAUUUGAUCAAAAUUGUUAAUAUAAUUUUAAUUAUCUAUAAUUUCUAAUUACUUCUUAAUUUGUCUCCAUUUUAUAUAAUACGUAGUAAUACAUUUGGUGGUUUGAACAUGUGUAAUGUGAUAUUGAACUAUUUAGUUCGUUAAAUUUAUAAGAUGCUUCUUAUUUAAUUUAAUAAUGAGAACUCUGAACUAUUUUUAUAAAUCAAAGAAGAUGCAGAUUCCAUUAUAAUAAGAUAUAAAACACGAUUUACCAUUUUAUUUAACUCCCCUGUUACUAUGUUUUAAAAUACAUACUUUUGUUAAUUUUACUAAGUUAAUGUACGUUUUAAUAGUCACUAUUGUUGUGUUUCAGUGUUUUUCAUGUGUUAAUUUUUUUGUUUAUAAAGCUGUGCUGUCAGAUAAUUUAAUAAAGUUCAUUUACGCUUAGAAUAUUAUAUGUAGAUACGAUGUUAGUUAAAUAAUAGAUAUUGUCAUCGAUUGCCUUGUCAUUAUAAUGUACUGAGCUCAAAAGUAUAUAUUUGCUUGUUUUAAAAUCAGUCCAUAUUAAGAUAUUAUCUUAAAUAAAUUAAUAAAUAAAUAAUUUAAUGUGUUAAUAUUAUAUGUUUGAAAACAUUAUUGAGAAAGAUCUACUGUAUUUGUUGGACCAAUGAGAUAAAUAUAUUAUUAUAUAAAUAUUUUACAUACAUAUAUACACAGAUACAAUAUUUUAAAAUCAAAAUAAAUCAUUUACUCAUUAAUCAUGUAUAUGUGAUUUUUUUUUUUGAUAUGCGAAUUUUAAUAGAAUGUGGUUCAAAAUAGUGUAUAUUUUAUAGAUGUUAUUGUAAUUUGUAAUGACGAAUCGUCUUACAAAAAUUUUAUGCGAUUUGAUUAGUUACAAAAUGUACUAGAUAUUUAGGAAAAACAAAAAUAUAUUUAAUUUCUUUAAAAA
This is a messenger RNA of Danaus plexippus (monarch butterfly), 4585 nucleotides long. It is a transcript of the gene per, whose product is annotated as period circadian protein. Lineage: Eukaryota; Metazoa; Arthropoda; Insecta; Lepidoptera; Nymphalidae. Gene Ontology annotation, biological process: negative regulation of transcription by RNA polymerase II; entrainment of circadian clock by photoperiod; circadian regulation of gene expression. Gene Ontology annotation, molecular function: transcription cis-regulatory region binding; transcription corepressor binding. Gene Ontology annotation, cellular component: cytoplasm; nucleus. The record is from RefSeq and is a predicted model, not a curated record. The transcript is spliced from 27 exons. The coding region runs from base 210 to 3512 and encodes 1100 amino acids.